GCAGGAUGUAAACAAAUACAGCACACACAUUAGUGAACCAAGACAGCAACAACAACACUGAGUGGAGUCAUUAUUUCCAUCCUCCCACUGCACCAGCACGUACCAUGAGGCUCUCCGUCAACAUCGAGACUCAGACCAUCCUACUGGAGGUGGCGGAAGACCUAGAAAUGGAGAAUUUCAAGGCGUUGGUCGAAAUGGAGGCUGGGAUUCCUGCAAAGGACAUGUUUGUGAUAUUCAAUGCACAGCAGCUUAGUGAUGAUAAGAAGACCCUGAAAGACUAUGGGGUAAAGGAUGGAGAGCUGCUGAUGGUUCUGCGGAGGGAGACUGUCCUCGGACAUGCGGCUCAGUUUGUCCAGCAGAGGCGGCAGCAACAGGGACAGCAGAUACAGCAGCAGCAGCAGAGAGGGGGCUCUGUACCUGCAGCUGUUGGUCAGAUAGACUUUUCAAGUAUUCAGCUGCCGAGACACCUUCAACGGGGUGGUAAUAGUGCUGCUAGCACCAGUACUGCUGUCACCAGUCCCACCCUGGGUGAUAGUACCCAGGCUACAGCACUGCCCACUGCCAGUCAGGAUGGUGAGGGGGCUGCCAACCUGGAUUUGAGGGAGAUGGGGCUAGGUGGUGCAGAUGAUGACCCGGCUGUGAUCCGAGACAUGCUAUUGGCCAACCCUGAUCAGCUAGCACUCCUCAAGUAUAACAACCCUAAGCUAGCAGAGGCAGUAACCGGCGGUGACCUUGAAAAGUUUGCCACGGUGCUAAGGGAGCAGCAGGAAGUACGCCGCAACAGGGAGCAGCAACGCAUUCGCUUGCUGACAGCAGAUCCUUUUGACAUGGAGGCCCAACGACUUAUUGCUAAUGAGAUACAGCAGGAGAACAUCAACAGCAACAUGGAGACAGCAAUGGAAUACAACCCAGAAAGCUUUGGCCUUGUCCACAUGUUGUACAUCAACUGCAAGGUGAAUGGCCAUGAUGUGAAAGCCUUCAUUGACUCAGGUGCACAGAUGACCAUCAUGUCCCAGGCAUGUGCUGAACGAUGCAGCAUCAUGCGGCUGGUGGACAAGCGGUGGGCUGGUGUGGCCAAGGGUGUUGGUACCCAGCCCAUCAUUGGCCGUGUCCACCUUGUCCAGAUUCAGAUUGAGGGGGACUUCCUGGCUUCAUCCUUUGCCAUCAUGGCAGAUCAGCCCAUGGACAUGUUGCUUGGCCUUGAUGUGAUGAAGAGACAUCAGAUGUCCAUUGACCUUAAAAACAACCAGCUACACAUUGGCACCACAGGCACUUCUACUGCAUUCUUAAGUGAAAGUGAGCUUCCAGACUGUGGGAGGCUGACACGGCUCAAUGAGGAGGAGGCACGAUUGCAGUCUGAGAGAAUGGCUGAAGACAGAGCACUGGCUGAGGCUCUUGCUGCUAGUGCUAAAGAAGGUGCUGGGACCUUUGGUGAAGGCAUGGAGGCAGGCAGCCAAGAUCCAAACACAAAUAAAGGAGAAAGUACAAAAGAGAACGCCAAAGAAGGAACUGCCGCUACCGCUGCAGCUACCUCACCAUCACCACAGUCACAGGCUGCUAAUCCUGACCCACCUAUGGAUAACUUUUCUGAGUCAGAUGUACAAGAAAUAAUUGGUCUUGGAUUUAGUCGAUCACAGGCUGUGGAGGAACUACGCCGGCAGAAUGGGAACAAAACACAAGCGAUGGCUGCUCUAUUUGUUAAGUCUCUUAAAAUACGACAUGACUUUGUAUAUGAUUGGCCCUUCUCCAGAACAACUCAUCAUAGCUGCAAAUAAUGAACUCUCGAACUUGUAUCAGUGGUGUCUAAGUAACAGACUUACUAUUAAUACGGAUAAAACCUAUUUUAUGCUUUUCACAUGUAAAUCUCAUACAACAUUUCCACAACUAUUAAUAAAUGACAAUGCAGUUAAUCAAACUAAUAAGUUAAAAUUUCUUGGUGUCACUUAUGACGACUCUUUAACAUUCAAAUAUCAUAUUAAUAAUCUCACUCUUAAAAUGUCAAGACUUAUUGCAUUACUUUAUCAGAUUAGAGACUUUAUGCCGUUAAUGUCCUAAAAUAUUUUUACUAUGGUCAUAUUUACCCACUGAUAACUUACUGUAACCCAAUUUGGUGUACCACUUAUACUACCUGUCUCAUUCCU
Portunus trituberculatus (swimming crab) is the source of this 2141-nucleotide messenger RNA. RefSeq names its product protein DDI1 homolog 2-like (gene rngo). Bases 105 to 1775 code for a protein of 556 amino acids. Gene Ontology annotation, biological process: proteolysis. Gene Ontology annotation, molecular function: aspartic-type endopeptidase activity; protein binding. The record is from RefSeq and is a predicted model, not a curated record. Lineage: Eukaryota; Metazoa; Arthropoda; Malacostraca; Decapoda; Portunidae. The transcript is spliced from 10 exons.